Manis pentadactyla (Chinese pangolin) is the source of this 2761-nucleotide messenger RNA. It is a transcript of the gene STK33, whose product is annotated as serine/threonine kinase 33. Gene Ontology annotation, molecular function: protein serine/threonine kinase activity; ATP binding. The transcript has 14 exons. NCBI's taxonomy places the organism in Eukaryota, Metazoa, Chordata, Mammalia, Pholidota, Manidae. Gene Ontology annotation, cellular component: cytoplasm; nucleus. Gene Ontology annotation, biological process: mitotic DNA damage checkpoint signaling; protein phosphorylation. The record is from RefSeq and is a predicted model, not a curated record. The coding region runs from base 582 to 2141 and encodes 519 amino acids.
CGGGAAGGGGCGGGAGCGGCCCCGACCGUUGCUAUGGCAACGCGCCGGCAAACGGGCCUCAGGGCCUCCCCUUGCGGGGUUGGCGGCGCCCAGCCGCGGAGGGAGCGGGUCGAGGCCGCAGACCCUUCCAGUUGUCUACUGGGGUCGAGCCGUUGGCACCCCAUUUCCCCUGCGUCUGGUAUUGGGUGGUCCCGGGCCGCCCUGGUACAUCUCCGCUUCUCGCCGCCACCCCUUCCUGGCAACUGAACCCUUUUUAAAGUUUAAAGCCAACUUGCUGUAGGUCUAACAGAACUUGGAAGAAAGAGGGUAUCCAGGUAGGAGGCAAAGGACCAAGGCAGAAGAAAAGGAUUAAAACCCUGAAAACUGGGAGAGAAAAGCUAUAACCUCUUUUUUGUAAAGACCUUGCAAUUUCUUGUAUGGAUGAGGAGCUCUCAUGUGUGAAUAUAAGUCUAAUGCAUCAAAGACAUAAGGACCUCACCAGUUAGAAGUUAUUGUUUUUGCCAUCCUCUUCGGUUUUUUUUUUUUCCUCAAACAGUGGAAAUAUCUUUCUUUCAAGUUGCUUUUGUUGCAGAGUUAAGCAAAUGGCUAAUAGUGGCUUUGGUAAAAUAUCCACAAAAUGUGCCAACUGUUCAUCUACUUCUCAGAAAGAUGUACUUUGUGUAUGUUCCUGCAGACCAAGGCUUUCUCCAGUGGUGGUGGAAAUGUCACAGACAUCAAGCACUGGUAGUUCAGAAUGUACAGUUUCACCAGAGAAAAUAAAAGAAAACCAAAACAGUAAAGAUAGUUUCUCUGGAAAAGAUUCGCCCUCAAGAACCUCAAAGGUAGAGAGGAAAACAUCUCAACAAUGGGGUCGGGACGACUUUAUAGAAGGAAAAGUUCCUCACAUAAGGGUGGAAAAUGGAGCUGCUAUUCAGAAAAUCUAUGCCUUUGGAAGAAUAUUGGGACAAGGGAGCUUUGGAAUGGUCAUCGAAGCUACAAACAAAGAAACAGAAACUAAGUGGGCAAUUAAAAAAGUGAACAAAGACAAGGCUGGAAGCUCUGCUGUGAAGUUACUUGAACGGGAGGUAAACAUCCUAAAAAGUGUGAAACAUGAACACAUCAUACAUUUGGAACAAGUUUUUGAGACACCUAAGAAAAUGUACCUUGUAAUGGAGCUUUGUGAGGAUGGAGAACUCAAAGAAAUUCUGGAUAGGAAAGAGCAUUUCUCAGAGAAUGAGACAAGGUGGAUCAUUCAAAGUCUCGCAUCAGCUAUAGCCUAUCUUCACAAUAAGGAUAUAGUACAUAGAGAUCUAAAACUGGAAAACAUAAUGGUUAAGAGCAGCUUUAUUGAUGCUAACAAUGAAAUGAACUUAAACAUAAAGGUGACUGAUUUUGGCUUAGCAGUGAAGAAGCAAGGUAGGAGUGAAGCCAUGAUGCAGACCACAUGUGGCACUCCUAUCUAUAUGGCCCCUGAAGUCAUCAAUGCCCAUUACUACAGCCAGCAGUGUGACAUUUGGAGCAUAGGUGUCAUAAUGUAUAUUCUAUUAUGUGGAGAACCACCCUUUUUGGCAAACUCAGAAGAGAAGCUUUUUGGGUUAAUAAGAAAGGGAGAACUACAUUUUAACGGUCCAGUCUGGGAUUCCAUAAGUGAUUCUGCUAAAAGUGUUCUGAAACAACUUUUGAAAGUAGAUCCUGCUCACAGAAUCACAGCUAAGGAACUUCUGGAUAAUCAAUGGUUAACAGGAAAUACACUUUCUUCGGCAAGAGCAACUAAUGUGUUAGAAAUGAUGAAAGAAUGGAAAAAUAACCCAGAAAGUGAUGAGGAAAACACAGCAGUUGAAAUGAACUAUGGGCCCAUUCAAGAAAAUGUGAAAGGUCACCAGCCAAGCAGACCCAGUAGAAAUAUCCUCAAUGUCAACAGCACUUCGGAUGAAGAGGAGGAAAUACAGCCCACUGCUUAUGAAAAGAAAUUUCCUGUGACCAGUGAGAAGGAAAAUAUGGACGAUUUGGACAGGAGCUAUUCAGUUUCCACAUCUAGCAGACUCUUUCCAGUUGGACUCAAAGGAGAAAUAGAGAAACCCCCUGUGACUUCAAGCCAAAGGAUAUCAACCAAAGACACUGCUAAAUCCAUUGCCCUGCCUGGAAGCAAAAAGAACCUCUAAGGUUCCCUCCAGUGCUGAAUAGUACAGAAACAAGAGCUGCUCUUUCCAGUGCCAAAAUGAGGGGAUAGGUGGGACAAGGACAGUACUAUGCCAAGCUCAGCCUUUUAGCUCCACUGAGCCCUGCCAUGUCUUUGCACCAGUUUAAAAUUGAUGCUGGUUCUCUACAGAGCAGCAUGAUAUUAAUAGAUGGCCACCAACAGGCUUGAUGGCGAGCUGUGACUAAAGUCAACUCAAGAUGUUUCCAAAGUUGUUUGGAGGAACAGAUGCCCUCAAAGCAAGGCUGUGGGCAUACUUGCUCAGUUUUACUUCAGAUUCUUGUAUUUAGGCACAAAUAUUUGUAGGAGAAAAUGAGAGCCAAGUAUGGUAAUUAUCCAAAUAAUUAUGUGCACUUUGCACUAGAAGACUUUGUUAGGAAAUUACUAGUAAACUUGCCAUAGGCAUAACAGCAGAAGUGCUUCAGCCAUUCUCAUGUGUUCUUAUAAUUUUAGGUUGCUGUAGAUUGUUUAAGGCAACUUAUUUUAAAUGUAGAAAAGCAGGAGAUUUUGUAACUGCUUGCCAUUAACUUGCUGCUAAAUUCCCAGUGGAUUGAUUGAGUCAAUAAAAAGCAGAUGUUACCCAUG